Messenger RNA from Rhinocladiella mackenziei CBS 650.93, 981 nucleotides. RefSeq lists its product as uncharacterized. NCBI's taxonomy places the organism in Eukaryota, Fungi, Ascomycota, Eurotiomycetes, Chaetothyriales, Herpotrichiellaceae. The record is from RefSeq and is a predicted model, not a curated record. Bases 1 to 981 code for a protein of 326 amino acids. The transcript is spliced from 2 exons.
AUGUCUACCGUCUACUUGAGGCAAGCCCCCCCUUCACCCCCAGAGAGUGCUCCCGAAGCCACCGUCGAAGUAUUUGCCCUCCAAGCCGGUCAUUUUUCGCUACCUGAACGAUACUUUGUGCAUCCAGCCUCGGAGACUGCCCGCAGGACCGUCCCUUCUCUCUCCUUUUUGAUAAUCCACCAGGAUCCCGAGACAAAUCGCAAAACUCAAAUAGUCUUCGAUUUGGGCCUUCGUCGGGACAUACGUCGCUAUCCCGAGCCAAUCCAGAAACAUGUCGAGACGAGACAGCCUAUGGCGACGCUUCCAGAUGUGACCAAAAGCCUGGCCGCCGGUGGCUUGACUCCAGAAGAUAUUGACUAUGUGAUUUAUUCACAUGUUCACUGGGACCAUGUUGGAGAGCCUCGUGAUUUUCCCAAAAGUACCUUUGUGGUCGGGAAUGGCGCGAAGGAUCUACUUCAGGGGGCCGGUUCAUUAAGAGGUAGUCAUUCAUUCUUCGAGGCUGAGCUGCUACCCCCCGAAAGAACCAUCCAACUAUCUAAUCCUUACGAGGAAACCGACGGGGAAACCAAGAAACACGUCAUAAAGCCCCGUGGCCCGGAUUUCUUCCAGGAAUGGAAGCCCCAUGGCAGUCUGCCUCGGGUGCUCGAUAUAUUCAACGAUGGGAGUUUAUAUAUUGUUGACUCUCCUGGUCAUCUGCCUGGCCAUAUCAACCUCCUCGCAAAGACGGGUCCCUUGAGCAGUGUCUACUUGGCUGGGGAUGCCUGUCACGACCGACGGAUCAUGCGCAAUGAGAAGCGGAUAGGAGAAUGGCUUGAUGAAGAGGGGCACAUUUGCUGCAUUCAUGCCGACAAAAAGCUGGCCGAACAGACAAUUGAGCGGAUUCAAGAACUGGAGUCGAAUGGUAUCGAGGUCAUUUUCGCUCACGACUUUGAGUGGGAAGAGGAUCCCCGGAAUCAUUCAAGAUUUUUUGGGCAGUCCUAG